Molecule: messenger RNA, 2619 nt
Organism: Chanos chanos (milkfish)
Lineage: Eukaryota; Metazoa; Chordata; Actinopteri; Gonorynchiformes; Chanidae
Gene: rabep2
Product: rabaptin, RAB GTPase binding effector protein 2
Exons: 13
Coding region: 239-1654 (471 amino acids)
Biological process (GO): endocytosis
Cellular component (GO): intracellular membrane-bounded organelle
Molecular function (GO): GTPase activator activity; growth factor activity
Source: RefSeq, a predicted model, not a curated record
AAAAAGCUUAAUUUCCCUACGAGUUUCCGAAGGAUGAUUGCGUAAUAUCCGCAGGGUUAAACCGGGGAAAGUUGUUUCCUGAAGUUGAGCGCCUGUUCAGCAAUUCUGUGUAUUCCCACGUCCCUCUGCUCGCCACCAGUUUAACGUAACGUUGCUUGGACAGAAAAACCGAUGAAUGUCUAGCGAAGGAUCUUCGGUUUGGCUGCAACUGGUGUUGCAGAGCGAAUGAAUUUUUGAAAUGGAAGAAUCGGACAAACCACCACCUCAAAAUGAAGAAAAUGCUGAACUGGAAGUGAACCUAGAAGUGCAACUAGCCGAUUGUCGAGCCCAAUUGGAGCACUGGCAAGGAGUGGCGACUAUCUGUGAGCUCAGCAAACGGGAGGAGUUACAGGAGCUUCAGACACAGUGUGAUCAGGAGAUCCAGUCACUACAGGAGGCUCUUAGGGAGACUACAGCUCAAUAUGAAGCCAGAAUAUCAGCACUACAGUCUGAGCGUGCUCAGUGGAGGAGAACUGGAGCAUCGCCAGACAAUAAGGCCAGUAUAAAGAAGGGCAGGAUGGAGGGUGAGUCUUCUCCUACAGAUUCCUCUCCCUCUCACAGUCCUGACCCUGACAGCUCCGACCCCAGAGAGCUGAUGGCAGAGGGACCAGAGGUGGAGGGGGCUGGACUCCUUAUGGAAGGCUAUGCCAUUCAGCAGUGUGACUCCGCCUCCCUCGCCUCUUUUUCAAUGGACACUCCCUCCUUACCCAGGCGCCCGCCCCCUCAGGAUGACACCGCCUCUCUGCUUUCCACGGGAACUCUAGUGCCAGAGGCGAUUUACCUGCCUCCACCGGGGCACCGCCUUGUGUCUUACACCGACUGGGAUGCACUACAAACACAGAUUUCUGAGUUGCAAGGGGAGGUGACUCAGCUGCGGGAGCAGAGGGCGGAGCUGGAGAAAGAGCUAGACAUUCAAACUACUGAGACCCAGAAACAGGUGACAGUGCUCCAGUCUCAGGUCCAGACCUCUGAGACCCUUCUCCAGGAGUUGCAGAAAUCUUUUAGCCAAUCACAGAAUGCCGUGCAGAGCAGACUGGCGGAACUCUCUCUGUCUCAGAAGAGAGUGUGUAGUGAGCUCAGCAGACUCAAAGGUGGAGACGACCAAGAGGACGAGGGGACAGGAGACCCACACACACCAACUCUACAGGGCGCACUGCCACACUGUGAGGAGAGACUGCGUAUUGAAAUAGUCAACCUGAAGGAGCAGCUAGAAACUCGCACAGAGGAAAGCGAAGUCUUAGAAGUUCAACUGUCAAGCCUGAAAACAGAGACGGACCGCAUACAAAGCCAGAAGGAUAAGUUGGAGACUGAGCUGCAAGAAUGUCGCAUUGAACUCCAGGGCCUGCGGAUGGCGCUGUCUCACCUACAGGGAGACAACAAAUCUCUGAACAAUGACAAGGCUGCAUUGCAGCAGCAGUGUCUGGAGCUGCGCAGUCAGAUUAUCAGUCUGCGCAGUCAGCUGGACACCAGCCAGGCUGUUCAGAAGGACUUUGUGCAGCUGUCGCAGUCUCUGCAGGUGAAACUGGAGCAGAUUCGACAAGCUGAGACUCUGGAUCAAGUCAGGGAGAUUUUGGGGGAGGGGCUAAGUAAAGACCCUCCCCCUGAUGCAACGUGAGCCAAUGGAAGGAGAGUAGUGUUCAGUAUGGACCAAAGUAAAGACACUGUGCUUGCCAUUCCUUUGGGGAGACAAAAAAAAAAAAGUAACUGAUCAAGACUAAGCUGAGGAAUUUCAGUCCUCUCAGACUAAUGGGGAAAAAAAAAUGAAGAAAUGCAGUGACUAUUUUAACAGAUCACAAAUAAGUGUAGUGAACUAAUGUCUCAAACCAACCAGGAGCAUUUUUAAUAACAACUAUGUGACCAAACCUGAUACUUUUCUAAGCAUAGCUAAUGGUUUUUACUUGAACUUUAAACCCAACACACUGGACGUUCUCAAGAAAGGGGUCAAACUGUAAAAAAACGCUGCUUUAAAGUUCCAGAAAUAUUCCACUCGCGUCUUGAAAACGUCCCAGUGUUGUUGUUACUGUAAUACCUGUUUUGCACGGAUCGCCCUUAAGGCCAGUCUGAUUAAUGACCCUGUCUUACUUUGUUUGUAAAAUAUUCAAAACCAUUCACACACGUUAUUCAUUGAGUGUAUUCAUGUCGGUGUCAUUCACUGUGAGAUGCACAGUAGCGGCCUGACGGUGUUGUAAACCUUUAAUUAUCUCCAUGGCAACUGUCAUAGCCUAAUAUGGAAAAAGAACUUACUCGAAUCAUGAUUUCAUUGUGACGUCAUAAUGGUCUGAGCCAGUCCAGUUGGUAUGUAUUCUGAAAAAUAUAUCUGGAGACAAAAGGGUGACGUAACAAUAUGCGGAGUUUCAUAUUCGAAGUGGUAAUGUAGUCUAGGACCAGUCUCAAAUCUUGUUAAGAAAACCAAUUGUACACCUCCAGACACCUCCAAUUUCCUCUCUUUGUGGCUAAACUUGUCGUAUUUUUAAUAAACUCCCUCGACACCAAACAUUUCACAUUCUGGAGGGUUUCAUAUUCGUGCUCUGUAUGUGUUCUCAUUGCCGUAUGAACCUCGGUGAGGAUUGAUGGCUACUU